GAGAGAAACCCUGUCAAGUGAUUGCGCUCUCCAUGGAGAUCCGAGGACCAAUGAGAGGGGCAGAAGCUGUUUAUAGGGGCGGAGCGUCUCCAUAGCAUCCAGAGAAGCCUUUCGGAGCAGCUACUUAUUGACAGUCAUUCUGUUGCUUACAAAUCACAGCGGCUCCGGAAUAAAAGGGCUCUGGCAGCGAGGGGCGUAAUAAUUCAUCCAACGGGAGAGCAGUAGAAAUCUACCCUAUUUCCCUACCCGGCCCCCACCGCCACACACUUCACCCCACUGAAUAUUCGGCGCUUAGUAGUAAACACUUGGCGGUAGUGGGAUUCCUUCGUAGGAACAGGAUUGUCACCCCCCUGCCCUUCCCCCUUCUUCCCCCUUCCUGCUCUCCCACAAUUCCUGAAUGUUGGACUUGCCUAUUUUGGCUUCCCCUGACAUGACUGACAGCUGGCUGAACGUGCAGUCUGAAGAAGAGAAAGGCCAGGAAAGCAGCAUGGCGGAUUCGGGCAACCUGGACGACAGCUUGACCAGCCUACAGUGGCUUCAAGAAUUCUCCAUCAUCAACGCCAAUAUGGGCAAGGCAAGCUCUUCCCCUUGCAGCACAGAUCCUCACGGCUAUCACAAGAUCCCUGGCUCUGCUGCACCGUGUUCCCCUCUAGCUGGUGACCCGGCUUGCAUGGGGAUGCCCCAUACCCCUGGCAAGCCAAUCUCCUCUUCCACAUCCAGGACUGCACACCUGCAAGGCCAGCCAUUGGAAGACAUAGAUUACAAGACUAAUCCCCACGUGAAGCCUCCUUACUCCUAUGCCACGCUUAUCUGCAUGGCGAUGGAAGCGAGCAAGAAAACUAAAAUCACCCUCUCAGACAUCUAUAAAUGGAUUACAGAUAAUUUCUGCUAUUUCCGCCAUGCAGACCCCACAUGGCAGAACUCCAUUAGACACAACCUGUCCUUGAAUAAGUGCUUCAUCAAAGUGCCACGAGAGAAGGACGAACCAGGGAAAGGUGGAUUCUGGAAGAUCGACCCCCAGUAUGCAGACAGGCUGAUGAACGGAGCAUUCAAGAAGCGUAGGAUGCCCCCCGUACAAAUCCACCCAGCUUUCACCGGAAGACUCCAGCAGGAUGCUGGCUCCAGUUCAUUGUCUCACCAGGCGGCGGCAUCUUGGAAAAACAACAGCAUCCUGAAAAUCAACAUGGAGUCUCAGCAGCUGCUCAAAGAGUUUGAAGAAGCCACUGGCGACCAGAACUGGAACCCAGCAGAUGGGAAAAUGAGCCAUAAACGCAAGCAGCCACUCCCCAAGCGGAUGUGCAAGACAGCCCGUCUCUCCAGCUCCCCUCUGCUUACUCAGGAAGAGCAGACAGAGCUUGGGUCUCUGAAAGGUGACUUUGACUGGGAAGCUAUCUUCGACACCACCUUAAAUGGUGACUUCUCCACCUUCGAGGAUCUGGAGAUCACUCCUCCUAUUAGCCCAAUAACCAGGGAUGUAGACUUGACUGUGCAUGGAAGACAUAUUGACUGCCCACAGGAGUGGUGUCCUGCCGGGCAGGAUUACAUCCUAACCGAAUCCAACCAGAACAGCUUGGACUUUGACGAGACCUUCAUUGCCACUUCAUUCCUCCAGCAUCCUUGGGAUGAAGGGAGAAACGAUUACCUCUCGAGUUCUGUCAACAUAGAUCCGCUCUUUGAACUCAACGACCCUUCAUUGCAGACGGAAAUGAAUGACUGGAGUAAUGCUGGGUGUCUUUAAUGAGUGACAAAAGCCCUGGCUGGAAGGCUCAAGAUCAUCCCAGAUUGACCUGCUGUAUGAACAAGAUUGGCCCAGUGCUGUGGGACUUUACACUAACAGUAGAAUCCUCUAGCAAACAAGACAUAUUCAUUCUUGGGACCACAUGGAUCACAGAGGUGUUGGGGGUGGGGAGGGAAAGAGCUGGAUAAUUUGGCAGGAUGUAUCUGAAAGCAACACACGGGGAACUCUGUACCCCAAAAGACAACAAAAUAAUAAUAAUACAGUACUAAUUUUUGUGUUCUUUUAAAGAAAUAUGGAAUUUUUCUACUUUGGGGGUGGAGGGAAUUGAAAAGGGCAUAUCUUCCUUGCAGGUGAGGGCAUGACAUUUGAAUACUGUAUAAUGGAAUAGGAUGGAAGAGCUGGCCUUUUCUGGUUACUAAGAACAUGUUAGAUCUGUGAUUUCUGUAAUUUCCUCUUCCUUCUUUUAUCCAUUUGCUUCUCCCUCCAUCCCUCUCUUUCAUGUGAGUGUGUUUGCAUUGUUUCUACCCAGGGAAAAUUUCUUAUAGGUAAAACAUGGGACAAUUAAGUAGCAGGCAAAUACAAUUCCCAUCUAUAUUCUAGGAAUUUCAGCCACCAGUCUAUCUAGGACUAGGUUAGAUGUUGACAUCUGUGUGUUCAGAAAUGAAUCAACAAGGCAAGAUCUUUCAGGCUUAUAAAAUAGAGAGCCUACUAUAUAUCUAUAUAUCUAUUACAAAACCUAUAUUUUUAGCUACAGGGCACAAUCAGUAGAGUAUUUACAGUGGGGGUGGGGAAUGAGGAUUGUUUGUAAUAAUGUUAAUUAAGAUUGAAGUGUAUCAAGCAUUUGUUAUACAGAGGGGAAAUGUAAUAAAAUAUGCAAGUGGGAAUUCCUGCCAGUAGAGGAUUUUUAAAGAUCCACAAAUGGGGACCUGGCAUUCUCUAGAUGGUCCUUUUUACUUA
Messenger RNA from Lacerta agilis (Sand lizard), 2695 nucleotides. It is a transcript of the gene FOXJ1, whose product is annotated as forkhead box J1. The record is from RefSeq and is a predicted model, not a curated record. The transcript is spliced from 3 exons. The coding region runs from base 398 to 1738 and encodes 446 amino acids. Gene Ontology annotation, molecular function: sequence-specific DNA binding; DNA-binding transcription factor activity. Gene Ontology annotation, biological process: regulation of DNA-templated transcription. Lineage: Eukaryota; Metazoa; Chordata; Lepidosauria; Squamata; Lacertidae.